Molecule: messenger RNA, 2606 nt
Organism: Neofelis nebulosa (Clouded leopard)
Lineage: Eukaryota; Metazoa; Chordata; Mammalia; Carnivora; Felidae
Gene: MAP2K2
Product: mitogen-activated protein kinase kinase 2
Exons: 11
Coding region: 295-1437 (380 amino acids)
Biological process (GO): protein phosphorylation
Molecular function (GO): ATP binding; protein kinase activity
Source: RefSeq, a predicted model, not a curated record
AGAGGCCGGUCCGCGAUCUCGUCGCUCCCCCUCCCUGCCCUCGGCCUCCCGGGCUCCGGCUGCAGCGUCAGCCUCGGGCGGGCCUCCCUUGCGCCGGCGGCGGCUCGUCGGCCUCAGCCCCGGCGCCUCUCGGCGCCCCUUGGCCCCGGUCCGCAGCGACGCCCGCCCUCGCCGCCCCGGUGCCCGCCUAGGCCGCGGCCGCAGCCCCGGGCUCACGUCGGCGCCGCCCGCUCCCGGCCCGCCCCCUAUGGGCCCCGGUUAGACGUGCCGCCGCCGCCGGCCCGCGGAGCCCCGAUGCUGGCCCGGAGGAAGCCGGUGCUGCCGGCGCUCACUAUCAACCCCGCCAUCGCCGAGGGCCCGUCCCCCACCAGCGAGGGCGCCUCCGAAGCAAACUUGGUGGACCUCCAGAAGAAGCUAGCAGAGCUUGAACUCGACGAGCAGCAGAAGAAGCGUCUAGAAGCCUUCCUCACCCAGAAGGCCAAGGUCGGAGAGCUCAAGGACGAUGACUUCGAAAGGAUCUCGGAACUGGGGGCUGGGAACGGUGGGGUGGUCACCAAGGUCCAACACAGACCCUCCGGCCUCAUCAUGGCGAGAAAGCUGAUCCACCUGGAAAUCAAGCCGGCCAUCCGGAACCAGAUCAUCCGCGAGCUGCAGGUGCUACACGGGUGUAACUCCCCGUACAUCGUGGGCUUCUACGGGGCCUUCUACAGCGACGGCGAGAUCAGCAUCUGCAUGGAGCACAUGGACGGCGGUUCUCUGGACCAGGUGUUGAAAGAAGCCAAGAGAAUUCCCGAGGAGAUCCUGGGGAAGGUCAGCAUCGCGGUUCUCCGGGGUUUGGCGUAUCUCCGGGAAAAGCACCAGAUCAUGCACCGAGAUGUGAAACCGUCCAACAUCCUCGUCAACUCCCGAGGGGAGAUCAAGCUGUGCGAUUUUGGGGUGAGCGGGCAACUCAUCGACUCCAUGGCCAACUCCUUCGUGGGAACUCGGUCCUACAUGUCUCCAGAGCGGUUACAGGGCACUCACUACUCGGUGCAGUCGGACAUCUGGAGCAUGGGCCUGUCCCUGGUGGAGCUGUCCGUCGGAAGGUACCCCAUCCCCCCGCCGGAUGCCAAGGAGCUAGAGGCCAUAUUUGGCCGGCCCAUGGUUGACGGGGCAGAAGGAGAGCCUCACAGCAUCUCACCACGGCCGAGACCCCCUGGACGCCCCGUCAGUGGCCCCGGGACGGACAGCCGGCCGGCCAUGGCCAUCUUCGAGCUGCUGGACUACAUUGUGAAUGAGCCACCUCCCAAGCUGCCCAGCGGUGUCUUCACCCAGGACUUCCAGGAGUUUGUAAAUAAAUGGUCUCCGCGGCCACCGGCUAACGGCCCUGCCUUGUCUUCCCACCCCCUGUCCUCCUCUCCAGCCUCAUUAAGAACCCAGCGGAGCGAGCCGACCUGAAGACGCUCACGAACCACACGUUCAUCAAGCGGUCCGAGGUGGAAGAAGUGGACUUCGCCGGCUGGUUGUGUAAAACGCUGCGGCUGAACCAGCCCAGCACGCCCACACGCACCGCCGUGUGACGGGGUCCCCCUGGCGCCCUGCUCUCCCCCACCCACCCGCCCGUCUCCAGGGAGGGCGGCCCUGCUCCUGGCGCCUUCUCAGACCUGCUUCCUUAGGUUCAAAACAAAACAGGGAAAGAAAAAGCAAACUGUGCCCAUCGUACUUGUUCCAUGUGUUCUGGGGGGUCAGCCCCUGGCCCAGUCCCAGGGCGGGAGGGCCGCCCGGGGAUGCAGCACCAGCCCCGAGCCCUCCGCCCACCGCCCACCGGGGGGGGGGGGGGGGGUGGCACCAGGAGCCGGCCUCACUCUCUUCCCAAGGGAGGCGGCCUUGGAGGGGACCUCUGGACACCGGCGUCCUUCACCGGACAGGGAGGGGCGCCCCCGCCCCCUCCCCCCGACGCCCAGCACUGUCCCUGGAGACGGCCGUGGGGUCGGCCCCUCUGCCCUCCCCACCGCCUCUUGUCACUCAGCAUCCCGUGCCCUGCGCCUCAGGAGGGACCCGCUCAGCCCUGCCCUGUGCUUGGGGGACAGACACUUCUGACUUCACGGCAGCGAGCCGGCACCCGGCAGAAAGGAUGUGGCAGGUUUCCAAGCUGUCGGCGGAGCCAGCAGACGAGGCCUGUGCCAUCCCCGAGCCUGCACACCGCCAGAUGCGACCAGGUGGCUCCUCGUGUCCCCUCCGCUUUCCCAGAUUCAGGAGUGACUGCCCAGGGCGGGUCACUCAGGCCGUCCACGGGGUCAGCCACGGCCGCUGGGAGAGGGAGGUGGUCCCGGUUCCUCGUCCGUCGGGGCCCGGCCACGCUGCCCCUGGAGCCGCUUCUGAGACUUUCUGUCCUCGGAGCCCCGGAGAAGACGGAGCUGGGAGCCGAGGGCCCCCCCUGGACGCUGCCCGCGGGCUGGGACGAGCCGACGCUCAGCUUCGGGGAAUCGCGGGAGGAGCCCUCGUCUCCUGUGGACACCAGAGAGACGGGUUGCUGGCUCCUUCGACUGGCUUUCAGGGUCCUCCACUUCCCAGAUCCCCCAAAGUCUCACCUGGUCGGGAGGAGAAUAAAGAUUAGCGGAAGUCGA